Messenger RNA from Prorocentrum cordatum, 5466 nucleotides. The record is from the annotation of a GenBank genome assembly. Lineage: Eukaryota; Dinophyceae; Prorocentrales; Prorocentraceae.
AUGCCGCUCACGGUGACGGCGAUGUCCAAGGACCCGCCGCUAGAUGCGGAUGCGGAUGAAGGCGGCUGCUCUAGGUUCUGCCUGCGCAGCAGACGCGGGAACAGCGACGGCGCAUCCGCCGCCCUCUUUCGCCGUUGGUGCGGAGCCUUCGCCGAUAACAGCAAGGUCGGCGAGCCGGCAGCGGAGGCCGCGCAGGGCGCCCGCGCCCCGCCGCUGGGCUGUCGUGUCGACUUCGAGAGCGCCGCGGAGUUCGCCGCGUCGCUGCUGAUGCCGGUCUCUGACAGCGCAGUAGCGAGCAUGCGCGCGGUUGCCGAUCGCGCUGCGGCGCGCGCGGAUGCGCUGCCGCUGCGCCCGCAGCUGGCAAGGCAGGUUCGGCGCGAUCAGCGUGCAGAGCUGGGCGAGGUGCAGGCCAUCAAGGCGCGGAAGGUCGAGCGCGUGCGCCGCCGCGCUGUUGCGGAGCACCCGAAGGGCGCGGAACUCCAGGCGGUCUUGCAAGGCAUGCAGUCCGCAGCGCGCGGCGAGCCUUUCAGGUUCGAUGGCGGCAGCGACCUGUCCGAGUUGCCGAGGCCGCCAGGCUCUGCCGGCGGCGGCGCGCGGGAGUUCCUGGCCGCCGCGCGCAAGCCCUCUGCGCAGGUCAUGCGUCUCCAGGCGGGCCGGGAGCACUGCGUGGACCUCCAGGCUGCGGGCUCCAGUUUGCUCGAGGGCCUUCCAGCGAGUGGCGGGCUUCAGUUCGGCGACAACCACUUCCAGUCCGCGGAGGGUCGCGCGCAUUUGCUUGCGGGCUCGCCGACGGGCCAUUCGGGCGAGCUCGCCGAGCUGGGUCGCAAGCGCUCGGACUGGGAGCUGCGCGCUGCGGCGCCAGCCUCUGCCAGCGCCGCCAUUGGCACGUCGUCGAGCGGUUUCCGGGCGUCGCAGUUGUGGGCGCGCGUCGGCAUGAGCGGAGAGCAGAUCGUGAAGGGGUGCGCGGCCGCCAUGGGCGUUGCGAAUCAGCAAACGACGGCAAUCUUCGAUGGGAACGGCGCGCCCGUGCGCGCGUUCUGCGGGGGCGGCGAUGACUUUGUUGCGCGGGCGAAGCCUGUGCGCGCGGUCGCGGGCGCGCCGCCGAAUGGGCUGGGCUGGGGCGCCCCCGACGGCGACGGGCCCGAGCCUCUGGAAGCGCGCCCGAAGUGGCAGCCGCUGUGGCGCGCGAGCUACUGGCGCUACAGCGCAAGCGACCGCGACCAGACAUGGGACAACGUAGCGCCAUUCCGCGGCACGCCAGCGGAUCAGGUCGCAGGCGGAACGUCGCGCGACCGCCGCGAGUGGGGGGCGCCGCCGGGCCUGACCCUGAGGUUCGAUGUUCGCGUGGCUAUCUCCAUCCCGCACGCUGCGGACCUCGAUUACCAUCGGACCAGGGUGCUCGAGAUGCUGCCCCCCGCCAGCGCGGAUCACAAGGAGGACCUCGACGUGCCGGAGAUGCCCUUCUCGAUGCGUCCGCGGAUAACGCGGCUGAUCCAGGGCCAGUCGCUGGCCCAGUUUGUGGGGCAGCGCCUAGACGCGCGGCGUCCUUGGCGCAAGUUCGCGGUGCUAUCGGGCAACGAGUCGCGCGACGCGAUGUGCCCGAGGUGUUCAGCCCUGCCCAACGAAGACGCCACGAGACACUUGCUCGAUAUUGGAAGGGUUGGGGCUGCAAUCGAGUACAAGGUGGCCGAUAUUGAGACGCGCGUGGCUCGCGGCCGCGUCGCGCGCAUCCCGAAGGAGCGCAAGGGCGCCUUGCAGAGGGUCGCAGAAGUGGGGCGCGAUUGGCACGAGGACCAGGGAGCCAACCUGUCCGCGAUCACUUCGGUGAUCCGCAUCUUCCGCAUCGCCAGGCUGUUCCGGCUCCUCAGGUUCCUGAAGGGCCUAAACAAGAUCCUUAUGGCGCUGCUGCUCUCGAUCCCCAAGCUCAUCAACGUGUGCAUGAUUCUCAUGCUGCUUCUGAUACUGUAUAGCAUCCUGGGCGUCAACCUGUUCUCCACGAUGAAGCAGGGCGAGUUCUUCAACUACCACGGCGGCUUCCGGCACUCCCUAUGGGCCCUGAUCACGUUGUUCCGAGCGUCGACGGGCGAGGCGUGGAACGAGAUCAUGCACGACCUGAUGAAGAGCGAGCGGCAGCUCUACCGCGAAGGCCACCUCCGCUGGGCCGACGCCGCCCUCGGCCUCUGCUGCCCGCAGGAGGGCUCGGCCUGGCUCCUGGAGCCCGAGCCCCUGAGAGGCGCUGUGAUCGAGGCCUUGGGCGCCGAGGCAGCGGAUGGCAGCGGAAAGUAUGUAAUAGCAGCGGGUGUCGCCUGGCACGACGCUGCGCAGUCGCGGAGCGGCGAGCAGCGGGCGUUCGCGAGGGGGGUCGCACCGCAUCCGCGGGGCGACGACGCGAACCGCAGGCGUCAGCAGAGUCCGUGCCAAGUGGUGGCUCUAGCAGAGUGCACGGCCGAAUGCGAGCUCGUUUUGCAGCGGCCUGGAACUUGCGCCAGCGUCAAUGCCCCCGCAGUUGCGGGGGCCGACGCCGACGGCGGCUGCCAAUCGCUCAUGGGCCGGCCAUCGUUCGAGUACAUGACGAUCAGGGGCAAUGAGCGCAGCAGCUUGUGUCUUGGGGCGCGGAAGAACAUCGCCAACGAAGUGUCAUUGCUCUUUUGGGAGCGCCGUGCCGACGGAAUUUACAGGACUGCAGCUGGCGACGCGAAGGGCGCGCACAGCCGCGUUCUUGGAGUCGAAGGCACAUUUGAUUCUACCCUCGCGCACUUCGGAAACAUAUUGCGAUUGGCCGUCGUUCACCUUCACAGGGUCGUGGCGCUGCGCGCCGCAGACCGCCAGCGGCGCGAAGCAGCUGAAGCGCGGGGUGACACGAGCCACUUCCAGACCGACCUGUCUCCUGCCUUCAGGUGCAAGGAAACGAGGCUGGACGUCGAGAUUUUCGAAGUCGGCGGGCUUUGCCGCGGCGGGGCGCACUGCCCGCUCAUGGUUUCGACUGCCUUUCCACCGGGUCGAUCUGCCGCCGCAGAGGCCCGGCGGCGCGCGGCGGAGGGCGACGAUGGGGCGAUGGCGGAGAUAGGUGAUCGGUUCGCCGACGCUCUGCACAUCCACCCGCGCAACGUGCCGAAGAGCCGAGACCUGACAAUGCGCGCUGCCAGCGCGUCGGCCCGCGCCGGGAAGCAGUUGCUCUGGGUCGUCGCCAAGGACGCCCCGAGCAGCCGCGACGACGAGGCGCGGUCCGUGGAGGUGGUGGCGCGGGCUAGGGGGCGGUGGCUGCUCUGCCCCGAGACGCAGACCGCCGGCGUGCCUGGGCUGCUGCCGCUGUGCGCGGGGAUGCCGGCGCAAUUGGCGGACGCGGUGAACUGCGAGUGCGGCGCGUGCAAGCGGGCGACUGGCGUCGUGGAUGGGUGGGCGUUGAGCGAGGCCGACGCGAGGAUGGUGCGCGAAGUCCAUGCGGAGGCAGAGGUCGUCCUGAGGGAGGUGCCCGUGGCUAUGCACGCGAACCUGCACGGUCAAGCGAAGGUGUUCUCGCCUGGCCUGCCGCCGGGCGUCUUCCCGUUGGAACCGAAGACGAUGUCUCGGGACGGGAAGCGCCCCCUGGAGCUCGCGCUCCCGCGCGCGGCGUGCCGACAGAGCAAGGCGCCCGAGAGGUUCCGGGUGCCGGAGUGCAGCGCGUUGUCUCCGCUGGAGCAUGCGAAUUCCGCGCUGAAGCUCAGCGCUCGGCGAAGCUGCACCCGCGGCCCCCAGCGGGCCCGAGCCCGGCCCUGCGCCGAAGGUGCCGCGGACAUGCAGAGGCCAGCCCCGCCGCCCAGCGAGCUCCGUUGCUUCGAAUGCGGCACAGCCAGGCGCGUCUCGGAAAACGACGAGAAGAUGUUGGAGCAGUUGCGCUCAGAUGACGCCCUCGAGCGAGCAGUGUGCCUGACGCGUCGCCCCGCGCAGCUGCACCGGCCACCGUCGAAUAUAGGUGCGCUGUGCACGUGCUUCCAGCGCAGGGGCCUGAAGGGUAGCCCCGCGACCGCGGAGCACGAAGUACCUGGCAGCCGCCUGGCCGUCGCGGAAGUGCGCGGCGUGCCGCGCGCGGAGCUCGAAUUGCGAGCGCGGGAGUCGCUGGUCGAGAGGUGGGUGGUGUGCAGUCAUUUGUCCAAGAUGCGUCGCAGUGGGUAUGGCAUGGGGAUUGCCACGAAGGAAGCGGCGCAUCUUGUGCUGGGCAGCUUCAUUACGCUGCCAGCCGACCACACCGAAGCUGGGGCAGGCUUUACCCAGCCCCAGCGGCUUCGAGGUGGCAUACUGGCAGCAUUUCUUGCAGAACAAAAGGGUGUCACCGACCCCGGCCUCGGGCCUGCGCCCCCCGGCGCCGGCGCGGCCGCCUCGCCCGCCCCGCCCGCCGAGCGCCAGCGGCUCGGAGCGGCGCCGCCUCACACCCGCGCCGCCUCAGCCGCCCCGUCCGCCCGCCGCGUGGGCAGCCUGCCCGCGCUGUCGGCGCGAGCCCUCCGCGACGCCGCGGGCGCUGCGGGCGCGCUGCUCUCAGGCCGGGCUACGCCGCGUGGCGCCGGCGGCAGGGACCGCUCCGGCUCCGCCACGCCGCGGACGCCGCGCAGGGCGCUCCGCUCUGUCUCGCUUCUGCCGCUGUUCGGCCCCGCUGCCGAGCCGGGCGCCGUGGGGCCGCCCUCGGCGCGCGGCCGCGUGUACGAGGACGAGCCGGAGGCGGAGCCGCCGGCAGUGCGCGGGCGGCAUCGCCACACCCCCGCGCGGCCGCCCGCCCCGCCCUCGCCCCGCGCGGUUUCGGAGGGCCCUCGGGACUCGCGGCUGUUGCCGCUGAGCCAGCCCGAGCCCGGUGCGGCGCUGCCCGCGAGAGCGCUGCCGCUGGUCGCCGUCGGCGAUGGCCGUUGGGCCCGCCCGAGGCCGGCAGAGCCAUCGAUGGUGAGCUCUUUGCUGGCCAGAGUGUACGGCCGCGCCCUGAGCGCCAGGGAGGAGGAGCGCGUCAAAGCCGCCGUUCCCGAGGUCGAGUGGCUGGCGGAUUGUGUCGCCAUGGGCCCCGCGUGGAUGCAGGCUCCCGCGCACAUGACGUUCUUCUCGGAGCUUGGCUGGUGCCUGAUCCGCGCUCGGAGCUGCCCUGCGGAGGCGCACGUGGUCCGCGCCAAGGCGAGCAACCUGUGCGAUGGGGCGCGGCGUGCUGCGGUCAGCCUCCAGGGCGUGGGCGCAGGCGGCGGCGACGCUAGCGCGGUGGCCGCAGCCGAGGCCCACGCGGGCUUCUACAUGGCGAAAAUCGCGGAGCUCGUGGCUACUCGGGCGCUGGAGAUCGAGGAGUCGGAGGGCCACCGCAGCAGCGCCCCCUCUGCACUGGAGGGCACGUCGGAGGCGCAGGCGGCGGAGGUCAACGUGCUGGAGAGCCUGGUCCGUUCUCCCCAGCCCCCGUGCGCGGGUGCGGAGGUGCUGGUGCUGGAGGCGGCAGGGCGGCGAGCGCAGCCCACAUGCUGA